Messenger RNA from Cyclocybe aegerita, 1683 nucleotides. Lineage: Eukaryota; Fungi; Basidiomycota; Agaricomycetes; Agaricales; Hemipholiotaceae. The record is from the annotation of a GenBank genome assembly.
AUGACAAUACCCCUCCUUAUCACCCAACAAGUCCUCUCGGCCUUCACGAACAACCUCGGUGCGACAAACGGCCAUAGCCCACCCCUCUGCCCAACCAAUUCCUCAACCUCGACAACUCCCACCAAUGCGACGAUGCAUACUCCACAUCUACAGGGGCUCCCAUCGGACUUUCCAAGCCUGAUCAGCAUAUUCAUCUCCUUUUCUGCCCUGCGACAGUCGAUCAAGGUCCUCCUGCUGGGUGGGUUGGUAGACAUCUUCAGACGAUUGGUGGUGCAUUUGUAUCGUACGAUUUAUCGUUCGUUCUUCAUAACUGGGUCGUUCAUUACGAACGAUUACGAGGCAUAUUCCUGGAUUGACAGUUGGUUGAGGCAGCAAAAACCUUGGAAACUGGCGCACGAUAUUCAUAUCUCGGUCGACCCCACCAGUGAUGAAACCGACAUCAACUAUGCGUUCUCUUUCGGCCAACCGAAAGGUCCUAGCAUCUGGGACAAGGUCUCAAUUUAUCCGACAACAACUGAGGGUAUUUCUCUGUGGUAUAAAAGGCACUGGGUGUGGGUGGACCGUAUUGUGGAGACAGAUAGCCAGGGCGUCGAGAGCUCGAGAAUCCUCAAUUUAACAAUACUCGCCUGGAGCCGCAAGGUCCUCGACUGUCUGAUGUUAGACGCGAAAAAGGCACAUCGGCUGAACGAACAUCGGGGCAUUUGCGUCUACGCUGCGAAGUUCAAAUACAGUGAAUAUCAGUGGUGGCACAUGGCCUGUCGCGCGAAGCGGUCGCUGCAAUCGAUUGUGUUGGAUCCUGGAGUCAAAGACACGUUGCUGGAGGACGCCAGGGACUUCCUGGCUAGCAAGCAAUGGUACGACUCUCGUGGAAUCCCUUUCAGGCGUGGUUAUUUAUUGUACGGCGCUCCAGGAUCCGGGAAGUCGAGCUUAAUCCAUAGCAUAGCCGGAGAGCUCAAACUCAACGUCUAUGUGAUGUCUCUCUCUGGUGUUGGCUUGGAUGAUGAUGCGCUCAGAGAACUGGUCUCCAGCCUUCCCACCCGGUGCAUCCUCCUCAUGGAAGAUAUUGACGUCGCCCUCAGCAACCCGUUCAACCGCGACCCAAAGAAGAAAGAUGGCAAGUCUUCUCCCAGCACCACUACAUCCAUGCCUGCUCCGCCGGCCUUACCCAGAAGUCGCGUCACCUUAAGCGGCCUCCUCAAUGCUCUGGACGGAAUCGCUGCCGCGGAAGGUCGCCUCCUGUUCGCGACGACAAAUAAAUACGAUGCACUCGACCCCGCACUAUGCCGGCCUGGCAGGAUGGACUUGCAUAUUGAGUUCAAGUUGGCGAGCCGGUACCAGGCCGCGCAGUUUUUCAAAUACUUCUUUUCGCCAGAAGGCCACCAAAAGAAGGAGGAAUCUGGCGUCUGUGCAAAGACAUCAGGGAAAGCCGAUGAUACAUCUUCGACCAUCCUCACCUCACAGGUUGUCACAGUGGGCGGUGUCCGACAUCGACACGACUUACCUGACCUCUCCUCGACGGAGCUUUCGUUGCUCGCGGAUCUGUUCUCCGAGGCAGUGCCGGAACGCGAGUUCUCCAUGGCGAGUCUUCAGGGAUACUUGAUGCGCUACAAGGCCGACCCACAUGGCGCUGUGGCAGGAAUCGCGGAGUGGGCAUCGAAGGAGAAGGGGCGGAGAGAACAGUAA